AAAGCUCCGACAUACACGCGACCCAAGCCCACUCGCGAUCUCCGUUUUCUUCUUCCUCCCGCCAACAAUCCCAUUUUUAAUUCUGUACCAUGGAGCAGCUCCUCCUCAAAAAACUCCAAGCCCUAACCCCCCUCCCCUCCAGCGAUCUCAAAACCCUAACCCUAGCCCGAUCUCUUCUCACGAACCCUAACUCCUCCCCUUCCACCCUCGAUUCCGCCACAAAAACCCUAAUCCAAACCCUAGACUCCCGCCGCCAGGACUCGUCCUUCGCCCGCCACGUCAUCAAGGUCAUCGGUGACGCCGCCUCCGUCCACCGAUCCCUCGUCCCUUUGGCGAUUCAAGUGAUCCGGCCAUUUUUAAACGGCGAUGAUGGCGUCCCAGCGGAUGCGCUUGCUGUUUUUGAUUCUUUGGGGGAGUACGAUUUGUUGGAUGAGGAGCUUGUGAUAUCACUUGCUUCGAGCCCGAUUGUGUCGGUUCGGCUGAGGAUUGUUGAGAUUUUGGGUUCGAAUUUGGAUAUGCUGGGUCUUGAGCUUAUGAUGAGAGUGUUGUUGGGUCUUUCGACAGAUAUUUAUCCAUCGGUGAGAAAUUCAGCGGUUAGGGCACUUGUUGGGCUGUUGAAGAGAGAUGGUUUGAAUUUGAAGUGUGUUUAUGAUCGUGGGGUUGAGCUCUUGAGGGAUGAGGAUGAGCUCGUGAGAUUGGCUGCUGUGAAAUUGGUGAGUGAGUGUGCACGAUUGUUUGCAGUGGGUGAAGCUGGCGGUGCCCGUGAGCUGAUAAAUGUGAUAUUUGUUCAGCUUUGUUGGAUGGCAAGGGAUAUGAAUUUGAAGGUCAGAUUAGAAGCUUUUAUUGCCCUAGGAGGAGUAAGGUUGGUGUCUGAAGGUGUUCUUCUACAGUCGCUUUCAAAGAAAAUCUUGGGAAGCAAAAGUGAAGGAAGCUCCCUUACUGAAUGCAUUGUCAAAGAAUAUAAAUGUCCAAUGUCAUGUGCUGCUGGAGCUUUUGUACAUGGGAUUGAAGAUGAGUUUCAUGAGGUACGAACAGCUGCUUGCAAAUCCUUGGGGAUGCUCUCAAGGUUUUCUAUCCGGUUUGCUGAGAAUGCCUUGAACUUGUUAAUGGACAUGCUAAAUGAUGAUGUACUAGCUGUUCGGUUACAAACUUUGCAAAAUUUGUUUCAUAUGGCAACACGUGGUCGUCUAACAAUACAGGAGAAACACAUGCAAAUGUUUCUUGGUUCAUUAGCUGAUAGUAAUGCCGUGAUUAGACAUGCAGCAAGAGAAGUGCUCCGGCUAAUGAAGCUGCCGAAGCUUGAGAUGUUUAUAGCUGCAGUUGACGACCUUAUCGAAAAUUUGAUGAUGCACCCAGAGGAAGAAGAAGAUAUAUUUUCAGCUUUGUUUUUUAUUGGUAAUAAUCAUGGGAACUUCACAGCCAAGAGAGUACAGGGAUUUGAGGUAGAGAUAGCACCAUUCUGCAAAGGAGAACUGGGCUUGGACUGUCCCCAGGUAGCAGCGUUACUGGUGCUGGCUUUUUCAUUGUCUUGCUCAGGACAACCUAAGUUUGAUGUUCCUCCAACAGUAUUUGCAUAUGCUCUUCCUUUAUUUGGAAAAAUCUCUCGUGCAUUGAAACACGUUAUGCACCCUGAUUUUCUGUUGGUCCAUUUGUGCAACCUCAGUGGAAUGCCAUUUCCAGCCAGAACAUUGAAUUUCAACAAUGCGGGGUUAUUGUCAUGCAUAGCUGAAGAAGGUAUUUCAAAUCACACAAAGUGCACUGGUCCAUUAUGCAGCUCUUCAUGGCCGAUUGAAACAUCAGAAAUCAGUUUCCAGCAAGAUCCGUUUGAUCCCAGCGAGACAUCAACUUCCCUUGAAUUAUCAAGACAGAAAGUGAGUUGCUUAGAUGAAAACAAUAUUCAAUCUGUAAAGCUUUUAUUUAAAGCUGCGACAGAAAUCUGGCUGCUGAUACAAUCACAGCGUACACACAAAGCACGAAGGAUGCUAAGAUCUUCCAAAGAAGAGCUGGAAAUGAUUGGUUGGAAUGCUGAUGGACGUAUUGCUGCUUUGUUGGCCUUUGCAUCAUACCAUGUUGAGGUAAUCCAGCUGCUUGCUGAAAUAUGGGAGCAGCUCAAACCAAGACAUGUUAUUUGCAUGAACACUUUGGAUCUUCUAUUGAAAAAGUUAGAUUGUUGCUUAAAGAGAUUGAGAUAUAGCUUUUCAGGUUUCUCGAGGGAGGAAGAAUGCCAUAUUUUAGAACUUACCUUGCUAGCUUAUGUACUUAAAGUGUACCAGGUGGGUACAUGCUCAUGCCUUGUACUGAACAAGCUGCAAGCUGCAUUUUCUUGCUUAGAAUGCCUUACUGAAGAAGGACAAUUGAAACAUUCUUCGUUUUACGAAGAACUAAAGAGGGCUUAUAUUGAACAGACAACAACUGAGGUUCCCAAACCCUUUCCUGUUCAGAAGUUACUUGAACUAUUCUCCCUUGAGCAGUUUCCACUCGCUGGAGGAUUUAAACAUAUCAAAGCAGAAUUAUUGGUCACCGGAAAUAACUCUGAGAACCCCCUUCUUUAUGUUUCAGGAUUGCCUGUGGGUAUCACAUUCCAGAUAACAUUAUACAAUGUAUCAAACAAGAACACUCUGUGGCUCCAAAUGGCUGUUGGCCAGUCAGGCCAGUUUGUAUUUCUUGAUCUGUGCAAAUUCGCAGGAUCUGAUGCAACAAGGACAUGCACAGUUAAUCUUCCAUUUUAUGAAACACCGAAGGUGCCAUCUUUUUUAUUAAGGGCUUGCAUAUGCAUGGAAUGCAAAGAUGAAGUUGUCAUUGAUUGCAAGAAAGGCCAAGGACCAAAAUAUGAUGUUACACUACUUAGCGAGGAAAUUGAUGUUUAUUUGGCUCAAAUUCGUAACAGAUGAUUUGCAUGGGACAUGCUAUGCUUGUAACCUCGUCCAUGUGAUAUAAGAGAAACCCUGGCAGCAACUUCCUCAAUAGUCUUAUGGAGACUUUUUCGAUGCCGUGAGACUGUCGGUAAUAGUACAACUAUUUCUUCAUGACAAGUUUAUAACUAAGUAGAACUGCAAAUUUUUGACGCAUUAACAUGUGUGAUAACCAUGUCUAAAAAGACUUAGCUUCCUCUUGCUGUCAACACUGCGGACAGCUGAUCAAAUGGAGGGAUCAUGAGACAUUAGUAAAGGUGGUUGCUCAAGUUCUCUAGGAUUUGAUGCCGGGAUCAUAAUGUGUAAAGCGCAGGACCACAUCGGAAGCGGUGAUAUUCCAUCCGGACCACGUUUACGAAAAUAGCCCAGUGGGUACAAAGAUGCUGCCUCCACCAACCAUUUCCAUUUUUAGGUCCAUCCGUAGGCGCUACGGAGAUUUCCUUGCAUAUAAUUUUGUAUUUUGUUCUGACGGUGAAAGGUCACUUGACGUCGUAGGCCUAGUAGACCCUUGCAAGUUAUUGUUUUAAAAGUUUGGCCUAUUGUACUUUUAUAUGUAACUAGUUUUUACACACGUGCAAUGCACGUGAUUUAAUACCAUGAUUAAGUAUUUUUG
Molecule: messenger RNA, 3525 nt
Organism: Asparagus officinalis (garden asparagus)
Lineage: Eukaryota; Viridiplantae; Streptophyta; Magnoliopsida; Asparagales; Asparagaceae
Product: protein SIEL
Exons: 9
Coding region: 90-2891 (933 amino acids)
Biological process (GO): intercellular transport
Cellular component (GO): endosome
Source: RefSeq, a predicted model, not a curated record